UCACUUUGACAAGAGCGAUUUCUCACUGACGUUUUGAGAAGAACCUUCGGCUUGCAACAGUAAUGUAUCGCCGUUUUUAUUCAAGAAUCGUUUCGAGCCCAAGCCGUCGAACAUGAAACUGUUCCUGUGCCGAACUUUAUGUCAGUUUUUAACGUUGAAAUCGACAGCUGAAACUAAUUUUAAGUGAGAUUAAGUACUCAAAAAAAUGUAUAAAUGAAUGUCAAACCGAUGGCCAAACGAAAAGUCAGCGCAGUUGGAAAUUACAGAUUCACUGGUAGAGUUCUUGGAAAAGGUAACUUCGCUAGGGUGGAAGAGGCAUGUCAUGAAGUACUUGGAAUCAAGGUAGCCGUCAAAAUAAUGGAUCUAAAUAAUAUCAAGGAGGAGUACGUUGUCAAGAAUUUAUUCAGAGAAGCAAAAAUAAUGGCAAGACUAAAACAUCCCUGUAUUGUAUCCCUUUUUGAAACUAUUCAGAGAUCCGACAAUGUUUAUUAUCUCAUAACAGAAAUAGUGACAGGAGGAGACUUAUGCACGUAUGUGAAAGCUCAACGUAGUGGAAAAUUAGAUGAAAAAACUGCUAAACACUACGCUCAGCAGUUCGUAUCAGCUCUGUCAUAUAUGCAUCAUAGGGGAAUAGUACACCGGGACUUGAAGAUGGAAAACGUAAUGCUCAACUCCUCGCAGACUCAAAUAAAAAUCGUUGAUUUUGGUCUCAGCAACGAAUGGUCUGCGGAAGCACCUCUGAAAACACACUGCGGUUCUCCUGAAUACGCAGCACCUGAGCUUUUUGUCACUAGUAGAGUUUAUGGACCUGAAGUCGACCUAUGGAGCUUGGGCAUCAUCCUCUACGGUAUGGUUGUGGGUCAACUACCCUUCGUCAGCAAUAAAAGCCCCAAUAUAUCCUCUCAAGAACGUAGAAAAAUGCUGGUAGCACAGAUCAACAAAGGCUUAUCAGGACCACAGCGUAAAGCAAUCUCCUCAUUUUCCAUAGAGUUCCGAAACCUGAUGACUCGCUUGUUGAACGCUGAUUCAAAAAAGAGGAUCAAUAUAAAGGAUAUGAUCGUGCAUCCUUGGAUAACAGAUAACGGAAAGAAGAUCGUGAAGACCAAUCCUUUGAGGAAGCUCAGCACAGCCACUUAUUCCAAGAUGAUUAACGAGAUCAGCACUCUCUGUCGAAUCCAUGCAAGCGAGGUUCCUAAGAUAAUCGAUAGGAAUCCUUUUGGUACUCUUGGAGCUAUGUUGAACAUCAUGGUCCAUAGGACUUUCAUCAAACCCUUCACGCCAGAUCUCUUAACUCGUGCCGUUUCUGAUAGUACCACUUUGCAUGUGAUGAGGAAUAUGGAGAGGCAAAAGACUGAAACUCCCCUCAGGCUUCUUCAUACUGCUAGAUCGCAGCAAGAAGACAAGUUGAGUGACAAAAUAGCCAGGCCACACACUACAUCUGCUUGCAAAUUGAGUAGAACUAAAGCGAUACUGACUAGGAAAAAUACGCAGUUAUCUCCGAAAAUUUCCAGGCAUGUGAAAGAAGAAUCAUCCAUAACAAAAAGUGCAAGACCUCGUUCCGUACAAUUCACCAAGAAUAGCGAAGUUAAAGAGGUCAAACGUCCUGCUACCUCAGCGUUGCAUAAGCGUCAAGAGUAUUCAGCACUUAUUGCAGCGAAAUUUGUCCACACCUCGAGGAGUAUAAGAUCACGAAAGAGUUCAAACGAUGAAGAAGCAAUUCCUAAGAAAAUUUCAGAUAGUGCGCGCAAAGCUGAGUCCUCAGCUUCAAGUAGAGUUGCCAGGGUCUCGGAUAGCAACAUUCCAAAGAGGAUUAUUAAAACUCCAACUUCUUCGAAACGAAGAUCAUCAGUGGACAGAUCAAAGAAUAUCAAGUCGUUGAGUGCGACAGAAGCACAGAAACAUCCAUAUCUGAGCCACUUACCUCAGUUGUAUACGCUGAUGAAGCUUAUAGGGAGUGAUGUACAGAAGAAGGGGUCGACUGAUCCUCAAAUGAAGUUGAGUGCGAGGAGUAAUUCUAAUAGAUCCACGUGCACGAAACAUUCAGGUAUACCGAUUUUACCAAGAGCGUCGCCAGCCAAAACUAAACUCAGAAGUUGCCAACCAAGCUGUACAAAUAUUGCAAAUACUGUAUCUAGUAAUAGACGUAAGGUAGGAAAAUAAAUGAUAAAAGGUC
Harmonia axyridis is the source of this 2173-nucleotide messenger RNA. RefSeq names its product hormonally up-regulated neu tumor-associated kinase homolog A-like. The record is from RefSeq and is a predicted model, not a curated record. Bases 214 to 2160 code for a protein of 648 amino acids. NCBI's taxonomy places the organism in Eukaryota, Metazoa, Arthropoda, Insecta, Coleoptera, Coccinellidae. Gene Ontology annotation, biological process: protein phosphorylation; intracellular signal transduction. Gene Ontology annotation, cellular component: cytoplasm. The transcript has a single exon. Gene Ontology annotation, molecular function: protein serine/threonine kinase activity; ATP binding.